Molecule: messenger RNA, 5788 nt
Organism: Apis laboriosa (Himalayan honeybee)
Lineage: Eukaryota; Metazoa; Arthropoda; Insecta; Hymenoptera; Apidae
Product: zinc finger CCHC domain-containing protein 2
Exons: 9
Coding region: 433-2925 (830 amino acids)
Molecular function (GO): nucleic acid binding; zinc ion binding
Source: RefSeq, a predicted model, not a curated record
UCGACUUUUCGACUUGGAACAUCUCGUGAGAAUUAAUGUACGCAGUAGGGACAAUUGCAGAGGUGGAAUUUUAUUUUUAACGGUACGACCGUAUAUUUGUUUAUGCGAAGUUUCUGAUGAACGUGUGAUUUGUUCGUUAAUGGUUGUCGUUUUCACCGAUCAUUCGGUCGUGCCUGCCUCUGCCUGCUGCCGCGAAUGUGGAUACUUCACGGUGUGCCGUACUGCUGCUACCGCCGCUGUACGUUUGAAGUACUCUCCUCGGCUGAUUGCCUUCGGAUUUUAACAAAUCUUUCACAUUCGUGAAUGCUUUGAAACUGGUUCGUUAUUGUACCAGACUCCGCCGUGAUUGUCACUUGAUAGCAACACCCGAGGCGCCAAAGCUGUCCGCAUCGGCGCUUUCUUUAGCCCAAGUGGUAUCAAUGUUGUCUGGCAAUGGUGUGUAAGGAGAACGUAGUAUCAUGGUUUGGGAAUCUGUCCAGUUAUAAACGCAUCGAUGUCAUGUGCACAUUAUUAAAUAUGUGCCUGCCAUUUGAAGUACGAUAUCUUGGCACUUGUGUAGAGGAUAUUGGUAAACGGGAUUACAAUGAUCUUCGUGACACAGAACAUCAUGCAAACAGUGCUUCUGAUCUUGCCGAGUUAACAACCUUAGGUGUGGCAGAUAAACGCACACGAAGGAAACUUGCUCUCUAUAUGGCAUUAUUACAUUCUUGUAAUUAUGCAUGUGCUGUCAUCUUAUAUAAGAAUUUAUCAAAUUUUGACUAUCAAGAAAUCUCUAAUCUAUUAAAUGGGACCACCUUUACACCGGAUGAUCAACCUCUAGAAGAGCUACUUUUGUUGUAUACAAUGGCUUUAAAUCAUCCAGCAUUUACAUAUGAGCAGAAAAGUGUUUUUGGUAACAUUUACAUUAAACUUCAAGAAGAAGAAGCUCGUUUGAAUCUCUCAAAAUCAAAUUCAUCCUAUAAACAAGCACAAGGUUGCACGCCAUGUAUAAAUACAAAUGAAAGAUUAAUGGAUACGGAAAUGCAGGGCAGUUGUAUGAUAGCUCCACCUCCAAUGCAAACUUAUCACGGAGAAAUGACAAUGAGAAAUAAUACCAUGGUAACUGGAGUUCCUCCUGGUCUUUCUAUGCCUCCACCUGGAUUAUGCCUGCCAACUCCAGAACAAAUGCCAAUGGGAUCAGGUGGUGCAACACAAUACCUUCAUCUUGGCUUUCCAUCAGUAAAUCAUAUGCCACCAUGGACAGGUCAGGUUAUGAUGGGGAAUCAACUGAUGUAUCACUCUGGCGACAUGUUGGCUUAUCCACCUUCCCCCUUAGUCAGCCGUCAAUCGUCACCAUCCCAGUCUCGAUCUCCUAGUCGCAGCAAUUCCCCAAUGGGUCGCAGAAAUAAUACAAUGCCGCGCACCUCUUCGCAAGUGACUCAAUCUACUUCAAAUACCUUAACAACGUCAACGAGUGCCUCUAACAGUCAGACAAGCAUCUGUAGCUCAAAUGCCAAUUCCCUUCCUCCACUUCCCACAUUGGGUACGAACAGAAGUCAUCCUAGUCAACCUCCAUUGCUUCCAUCACGCUCUGUUCCCUUGUCUAUCAGCAGUUCUACUACUUUUUCACGGCAUAAUAGCAUCGAGAAUACCCCUUCUACCUUAAUUCCGGCAGCACCUCAAUCAAAACAACCACCACCACCACGGUUGCGGUCUUCAAUUUCUGGUGAUUCUUUACGAGAAACAUUAGGAAAGGAAAUGCCAAAUUUCAAAGGCAAUUUGCAGAAUUUUUCUCUUGACGAGAUUCGAAGAAUGAGCGAUGAGGACUUGAGAGAAAUAGGAUUAACGCCGAAUGCUGUAGGACAAUUGCGAAGUAUAGUUAAAAGUCAAACCACUAAUGGUUUAAAUCAAAUUUCCACUGACAAAAAAUUAGAGAGUACUACUAGCACAACACAUACAGUAGUAGAUCCAGCUGAAAAUGAGGCUAUACCAGGAAUGGAGAUGUUGAAUGAUAAUGGAAAUCAAAGCAAUCCUGCGCAAAUACAAAUGUAUCCUGCACCACCACCGAUGUAUGCUGCACAGAAUGCACCAUGUUAUGCCUGUCUUACAUUACCUGUUGCCGGGGUACAAAAUCGAUACUCAAGGUGCAAUGCUCAACACGUAUAUUGUUUAACACAAUUACAAGCCUUGAGGUUAGACCCUGAGGGCAGCAGGCAUUGUUCACAGAGCAGUAGUUCCGACAGUACUGGUAGUAGAUCUCCGCCGGAAACUCCUCCAGCAGCACCGUGGGUGAGCGGAAGUGAGAGCAAUGCACCACCAGUUACUGACCAUCUUAGCUCUGCACCAGUACAUUCUACAAGUGCAGUUUCACAUCCAGUAUCCCAACAGCCUAUACAAUCAGGCCCGGAAAGGCAACGUACUAAAAGAAAUCAGGCACAUGUGAUACGUCAUAAAAAUCAAAUGGUGAACGGCGGUGGACCCCCAAAUCUAUCACAAUGUGUUUCCUUUCCCGCGCCACCAUCGCAUUCGCAGGUCACAUAUUUGCCGCAUGGUCAUUUCCCGGCUUUGAGACCGAGUAGUGGUAUUUAUUCUAACUUCUCACAUGGACCGUAUGCAAGGCCAACUUAUCCAACUACGUAUCAACCUAAUGGUGAAAUGAUGUAUCAAUAUCCUGGACAUCCAUCUUCGGGAGGAACACCACCACCUCCACCAAAUGCAGCUACAACACCUGUUCAGACGCCAUAUAUGCCACCUACUCCAGUUGUAACAUAUGCACCGGCUGCCGUCCCACCAACGAAAAUUUCGUGUUAUAAUUGUGGCAGUAGUAGUCAUCUUGCAGUUGAUUGUAAAGAUCAAACUAUGGAGGAUCUUACUAAAAAAGCUCAAUACCGUCUAGAUUAUAGUAUAAUGAAACAACCUGGAGAGUGCCCAAGUUCUGACAAGUGAUCCCCUGCCGUGGACCAUUCAGCAAUUUAUCAUUAUCAUCAUUACCGUAAUUACCGUUACCAUCAUUGUCACUAUUAUUAUUACUACGAUCCCGCCACAGCAAUACAACCUAAGUACCGUUCAAAAGAUGACUGCUAUCGCUCCUCAUGCAAGUUUUCGGUGAUUUUUGUAGACAUCCCUAAUAUUCAGGAUGACGAUUUUUUAACAAAGGAAGUUUCGCGAUUCACGGUACCAGGUAUACUUUUUACAAGUUCUUAUUUAUGAUAGUAAUUCUUAAUUAUGAUUGUAAAAAGAUGUAGCGUCAUGUACAAAAGAAAACAGAGAAGCAUAACCCAGAAUGCUCUUAUCUAUGUUUUUAGAAUACAUUUUGAAAGGUUUUUGUUAGGUAUUGACUCGUGUCUUACCCCAACGAUACCUAUGAAUUACAUAUAAACAUACACAUACAUACAUACAUACAUACACACAGCACGCCUCAACCCAAUUUCUCACUAUUUCUCUAGUAACUAGCCAUAAACGAAAUACAAGAAAAAAGAACACAUUGUGCUCUGAUUAGAUGAGACUAUCAUGUUUGACUAUAUUUAUCAUUGAUACUUUUACUUCUACUAGUAUGUCUAUACUAUCACUAUUACUACUAUUACUAUUAAACUAUUACUAUUACUUCUAUUAUCGCUACUGAGCCACGACAUUUUUAUGUAUACAUAUUUUCUCAAUUCUUAUGUGCGCAAUGUUUGAACGAGUGCAAAAGUGAAUGAUCAGAGUAAGUAAAAAAUUAGAAAGAGAAAUGCACUAAGAAAGUGAGAGUAAGCAAGAAAGAAAGAAAAGAAGAAAGAAAAAAAAGACAGAAAGAAAGAAAAAAAAGGAAAGAACGAACGAACGAACGAAUGAAAGAAAGAAGGAAGGAAAGAAAGAAAGAAAGAAAGAAAGAAAGAAAGAAAGAAAGAAAGAAAGAAAAGAAAGAAAGAAAGAAUUGGAGAACGAAAGAAUGAAAGAACAACAAACCAUAAGUGUUCGAUCGUCUAGCUGCCUUUGCGCUCCUGUGUGUAUAAAACUAUAAAUAUACGCCGCUCACCACUCAUUUAUUAACUUAUGAAUAGUUAAUUAAAUAACAAUAUAAUUCUCAUCCUAUUUAUAAAUAGUCAUGCAAUCACGUGCAACUUAAGCAAUUUUAUACGAGUUUUAUUGAUCGCCCAUCCUUUUUUAAGUGUAAGCAAUGCGUUAUAUGCGUUUAAAAUCUAGUAAGUAAUAAAGAAAAAAAAAAAAAAAAAAGAAUAAUGACUUGAAUAUGAACUAGUGUUAGUGGUAUGAGUGGAGUGGCAAUAUGCGCUAGAAUCAUCUUGUCAACAAGUUGCUACUGCAUUUAAACAAAUUUUUAAUUAAAAAAAAAAACGUUAUUAGUAUGUAUCGAUCAAAUUAUAUUAGAAUGCAUAAUUUGGCAACUCUUUGUCUAGUUUCUCACAUUUAUGAUGACUCAUAAUUUUUAAUUUGUAAGGCUCUCAUACUAUGCACUUGAUCUAUGUAAAAUAGAUCUUAGAUAUCCAAAUUAAUAAGAAUUGAAGAAUUAUAAAAAUGAAUGAGAGUGGAUAUGCGUGAUUUUGAAUAUAUAUGCAUUUAAAAAUUUCUUUCUCAAUAGCUCUUGGAUAUAAAGAAUUUCCCGGAUGUUCCUGUCUUUGAUUAGUAAUGAAUUUUUUGGCAGCUAGUCAAUAGCCACAAAAAUUUUGGAAUUAAUAUUUUAGAGUUAGUAUUUUGCAAGGAUAAAAGUUUGACAAGAAAGGGAAAGUUCGGUGUUGAUAAUUUUAAUAUUAUUUAAAUCUGAUUUAUUAAUUUUAUUACGAUAUGUAAUUCAUUUUAAUGAAUUAUUGUUAUAUUAUUGUGAAUAUGAAAAUUGAAAGCUCGAAGAUCAGCUUCGAAUUCGAAAGGAAGUCAAAAAAAAUUAAUAGGAGAAAUUUUUAAUAUUAAUACCAUAUAAUAUUAGUCAAACUUUUGUCAAUUUUUUAUAAGAAGUUAUAUCAUAAUUUACUAGAGUCUAAUUCGGCGUUUAAGUAAUAUUUAGUGAAAGUACUAUCUUUGUUUAAUAUCCAGUGUUUUCAUAUCGAUCUAAUAAAAAAAAAAAAGUAUAAAAAUUUAUCUUGCCGUUACGAUUAGUCAAUAAUGAUUUUUAAAAACUACCUGAGAAAAAUGUCAAAGUGGCUGUGACUAAUGAGAAGUGUGCAAAAUUCAUAUUAAAUGAGAAAUUUUUUUCAAUUUCACGAUCACAAUCAAAUAUUUUUUGAUAUUCUUAAAUAUCUUUAUCCGUGAAUUAAUAUCAAUAGUAAGUGACAAAUUAUGCUGAAACAAGAUUGAAACAUUUCGUUUGUAUAUCAUAUCAUAAAUUUUGAUAUAUGUUGCUUGACAAGAGCGAAGAAAAAAAAAAAAUAGCGCAAAGGUUUUGUGAGUUUAUAUGUGCUUUAAGUAUGAAACAAAGGAGUCUGACAUUGGAACAUAAUAUUAAAUAAUAAUAUUGUAAAACCUUACGAACAAAUUUUUCUGAUAAGGCUUUGAUUUUUAAGGCCUUAAAGUUCGAAAAUCUAAUUUGUUCUUGGACUAAUUUCGUAAACGAAAUUAAAGACUUUAAUUAAACCUAUUCUUCAAUUUCAAAUAUAAUUAUACUAGUGAUAAAAAAAAAAAAAUAAAUAAAUAAAUAAAUAAUCCAUCUUGUUAAGCAGUAACAAAUCAUUGUUGAUCAAGUGAUAUUAUUGAUCACGAUUAAUCGUGUUAUUAGAAGCAAUGAUAUUCUGAUUUAUUAAAAUAUAACACUUUAUUGCUGUUUACUAACUUUUUGACACUGAUAAUCGAGAAAAUACGUUUUAUAUAUAUAUAUAUAUAU